Messenger RNA from Stylonychia lemnae, 690 nucleotides. Lineage: Eukaryota; Ciliophora; Spirotrichea; Sporadotrichida; Oxytrichidae. The record is from the annotation of a GenBank genome assembly.
AUGAAUAUACAUCCAAUAGGCAUCAUUCCGAGAUAGUAGUUCAACAUUCCCAACAUGAAGAAUAUUUCUAGAUAAAGACCAAGAACAAACUACAUGAGAAAUAAGAAAAGGAUAAUCAUAGGUCAGCAUGACUAAAAGAACUAUUAGUCUAAUUAAAUGAACCAAUUAACUCAAUACAAUAUUCCUCCUGAUUUAAACAGAACAAUGACUCCUAAUAUUCUAAGUCAAGCUUAUGAGAUGUCUUAAUAGCCUCGAUUAGGGCUUAAUCAUACACAAAUCAUAGACUAUAGCAGUAAUAAUUCUGGAUUUUUUGAAUAACGAAAGAAUUCUUCUAUAGAGAAUAAAUUAAUCAAGUUGCCUAAUAAUUAAGGUAUCUCGCCAAUUUAAAGCAAUCAAAUAAGUAAUAAUGUAAGCUAAAACAAUAUUGACUAUGUAACCUAGAGAUUCAAAGUCGGAAAUAAUAUCAAAUAGUCAAAUAUUAGACAAAGACCUUAGUCUUAGGGCAGACCAAGAACAAGAGUUAAUAUAUAAAAUUUUAGGAAUUAAAAUUUAAUGGGGCUGGGAGGGUUUAAUGGAGAUGAUAAUAGUGCAUAAUAUUCUAGAAGCAGACUAGAUUAGUAAAACUAAUUUUAGCCCUAAGUACUAGAGAGCUUCGAAAUGAAUAAAAAUGAUUCUUUAAAUUUGCUUUGA